Molecule: messenger RNA, 1440 nt
Organism: Canariomyces notabilis
Lineage: Eukaryota; Fungi; Ascomycota; Sordariomycetes; Sordariales; Chaetomiaceae
Product: glutathione peroxidase
Exons: 2
Coding region: 482-985 (167 amino acids)
Biological process (GO): cellular response to oxidative stress
Molecular function (GO): glutathione peroxidase activity
Source: RefSeq, a predicted model, not a curated record
ACCACCAGAAGAUUCUGCGGCGACUGCUUUGUACAGGACUGACUGCAAUGUCCCAUGAAAGGUUUCGGCAGGACCCGGCUCACCUCGAGAUCCUGAGUGUAACUUGAAAAUUUCCUUGAUCGGGCGCCAAUGGGAUCUCCCGGAUGUGGCAGUAGGGUCCAGAGAGCAUGAUCGGGAAUCGGUUUGGGAAGGUUGACCGGCCCCACACGGCCACACCUGAGGUCCAUCUUUAAAUGGUAACAAACCUCCCUUGAGUCUUGACGGACGCUCCUCUUUCUUGAUGCUGUUCCUCCCACCGUCCAUGAAUGCCACACGCCAGAUAGCAUCGCCAAUUUCACGCACGAGACUAUCGAGGGCAAGACUCGUACCGACAACCGUAUUGCUGCCUCUUCGCCGGUCGCAUUCAUUGACGCAGCGCCACACCGGACUUGUGAGACAACCCUGGGCAUUUCGGACAGUUCCCCACAGAGCUUUUGCAGCAAUGGCGUCUGCAACCAGUUUUUAUGACUUCAAACCUCUCGACAAGACGGGCAAAGAGGUGCCACUGUCAACCUACAAGAACAAGGUCGUCCUAGUCGUCAACACGGCCUCCAAGUGCGGCUUCACCCCGCAGUAUGAGGGGCUUGAGAAGCUGUACAAGUCGGUGCGGGAGAAGCACCCAGACGACUUUGUCAUCCUCGGCUUCCCCUGCAACCAGUUUGGCGGGCAAGAGCCGGGCACGGACGAGGAGAUUCAGCAAUUUUGCCAGGUCAACUAUGGCGUGACGUUUCCCAUCAUGCAAAAAGUCAACGUCAACGGGGAUGGUGCAGCCCCACUCUUCCAGUGGCUCAAGACCGAAAAGCCUGGCCUUCUGGGCUUGAAGAUGAUCAAGUGGAAUUUUGAAAAGUUUCUGAUCGGCAAGGAUGGGAAGGUCAAGGGCAGGUGGGCGUCUACAACGAAGCCCGAGUCAUUGGAGAAGACCAUUUUGGAGGAGUUGGAGAAGUAAGGCCGCAUUGUAAGAGGUGUUGUAAGAGGUGGUGUGGUUUUUGUUGUUUGGGUCUAAUGUCUAUGAGGAAGCGUGGCGCUGGGAGUGACGAGGUUGAGAGCUCACACGAUGGCUUUAUGAGGGCGCGAAGCAGAUAUCCUCUACCCACUUGUGGCAUCCAGCUUUGGCUGGAAGAUUGUUACCUAUCCAUCUAUACAUAGUAGAUAGGUAGGUUUGGUCUGAGUCCUGGGAUACAGGGGCGGCCAGGAGGUAAUACGCUGCUUAACUGUUUCAUUUGACCAGCGCGGGAGCACAGUUCUUGAUGUUUCACUUAUUAUUCACUGUGACCGACUCUUUUGUCACUCUUGUGCUAAGCUCCUUGAAGUAAUUCUUGGCACAGUGAGGCAUGUAAACAUACCUUAGGUACAUACCUAGUAGGCUAGUAACGUGCCUUACUAAGGUAGUAUGGCUUUGAG